GCCCCACGCCCCGGAAGAACAAGCGGGAGCUGGGAAGAUGGCGGCGGCAGCGGGAGGCCCGGCGGGCAGCCCGGUGUGUGUGUUGGUGCUGGGCAUGGCCGGCUCCGGGAAAACCACCUUCGUUCAGUGCCUCGCCGCCCACCUGCAUGGGCAGCGCUGCCCCCCCUACGUGAUCAACCUGGACCCCGCCGUGCACGACCUGCCCUUCCCCGCCAACAUCGAUAUCAGGGACACUGUGAAGUACAAAGAAGUCAUGAAACAAUAUGGGCUAGGCCCAAAUGGUGGAAUAGUGACCUCUCUCAAUCUCUUUGCUACAAGAUUUGACCAGGUGAUGAAGUUUAUUGAAAAAAGACAAAAUGCAUCCAGGUAUGUUAUUCUUGACACACCAGGGCAAAUUGAGGUAUUCACCUGGUCAGCAUCAGGAACCAUCAUAACUGAGGCCUUGGCUUCCUCUUUUCCUUCAGUUGUUGUAUAUGUGAUGGACACCUCUCGCAGUACUAACCCUAUCACUUUUAUGUCCAACAUGCUCUAUGCCUGCAGUAUCCUGUACAAGACAAAGCUACCUUUCAUUGUAGUCAUGAACAAAACUGACAUAAUUGACCACAGUUUUGCAGUGGAAUGGAUGCAGGACUUCGAGACUUUUCAGGAUGCUCUGAAUCAAGAGACCUCCUAUGUCAGUAACCUGACUCGUUCUAUGAGUUUAGUGUUGGAUGAAUUUUACAGUUCACUGAAGGUGGUUGGUGUUUCUGCGGUGCUUGGCACAGGACUGGAUGAGUUUUUUAUCCAGCUUUCUAAAGCUGUAGAUGAAUAUGAGAGAGAGUAUCGUCCAGAAUACGAGCGCCUGAGAAAAACACUGGAGGAAGCUGAAAAUAAACAAAAGAGAGAGCAGCUGGAACACUUGUGGAAGGACAUGGGCAGCGUGUGUGUGCAGGGCAGCACACUGGCAGGACCUGAUGCUUCUGCAAUGGGUCCCUCUGAGCUAAUACUAACACGAGGAACUCUCGAUGAAGAGCAAGAAGAGAGGGAGAGUGACACUGAUGACAUUGACCAUGAAGUGACUGAGGAGAGUCAUGAAGAACCAGCCUUCAGAAACUUUAUGCAGGACAUGCGGAUGAAAUGCCAGAGGAGAAGCAACCCGAAUGAAUGAAACCUUCAGAAACAGAAGUAACUGUUGGUCCGAUGAGUUAAAGGUCUUGCUGCCAACUGACUGCACAUUUGGCCAUCAGCCACUGUGGCUUCCUGAAGCUGAAGGAACCAGAAAGCAGUUUCUUUUCUUGCAAGUUCUUCAGAUCUCUCUGUUGAGAGCUUAGAUUUUGAGCUCUGACAGCAUUAGCAUCCAGAGUACUCACUGGUCCCCAGAGGCACCUUCCAGUUGCUGAGUGCAGUCAGACAUCUGCUGAAGCCAGGGCACAACUUGAUCGGUCCACUGUUUGAUGUUUUGGUUUUCAUUAAAUAGAUUUUACAUACUAAGAAAUGCAUGAU
Molecule: messenger RNA, 1482 nt
Organism: Corapipo altera (White-ruffed manakin)
Lineage: Eukaryota; Metazoa; Chordata; Aves; Passeriformes; Pipridae
Gene: GPN1
Product: GPN-loop GTPase 1
Exons: 15
Coding region: 38-1147 (369 amino acids)
Molecular function (GO): ATP hydrolysis activity; GTPase activity
Source: RefSeq, a predicted model, not a curated record